Molecule: messenger RNA, 856 nt
Organism: Chaetomium strumarium
Lineage: Eukaryota; Fungi; Ascomycota; Sordariomycetes; Sordariales; Chaetomiaceae
Exons: 2
Coding region: 197-856 (219 amino acids)
Biological process (GO): mitochondrial respiratory chain complex I assembly; aerobic respiration; electron transport coupled proton transport
Molecular function (GO): quinone binding; NADH dehydrogenase (ubiquinone) activity; 4 iron, 4 sulfur cluster binding
Source: RefSeq, a predicted model, not a curated record
CCUGGCUUAUUCCGCGUAGCUUUCCACAUCGGGAUGGAGUCGAGGCCAUGGCAUUGUUGCAACCCAAGACUCCCAAGUAGCUCCGAUCCUGAAUUAUGUCUGAAAGAAAAGAAGCGUGCUUCCGGAUUCCGGAGUCCUCAGUUCAUACUUUCCAACCCCGAAGCACCACUUGGCAGUACCUCGUCCCAUUCCCAACAUGCGGUCCCCUACAGCACUUAUAAGAUGUACCUCGCUGGCAAGGAGCGUCCAGCCACCUGCUGUUUCUGCCGUUCUCGCCCGGCCAUAUAGCUCUGAGCGUCCUUCAGCGAGUCCUUCAACCAGGCGCCCCCCACUCCCGGCUCGUCCACCUCGUGCUACCGCCCUGUCGACAGAGAAGAAGCCCACUGCCGUUGCAGAAUAUAUCUUGACGACGCUCGAUGCGCUGAUCAACUGGGGGCGGCAGUCGUCGCUCUGGCCGCUGAGCUUCGCGACGGCCUGCUGCGGCAUCGAGAUGAUGCACGCGUCGAUGCCGCGGUACGACAAUGACCGGCAGGGCAUCAUCUUCCGGGCGUCGCCGCGGCAGGCCGACGUCCUGAUCGUCGCCGGCACCGUGACCAACAAGAUGGCGUCCGCCGUGCGGCUGUGCUACGACCAGAUGCCCGACCCGAAGUGGGUCAUCAGCAUGGGCACCUGCGCCAACGGCGGCGGCUACUACCACUACAGCUAUUCCGUCGUCCGCGGGGUCGAUCGCUUGAUUCCGGUCGACGUCUACGUCCCCGGCUGCCCGCCCACGGCCGAGGCGCUGCUGUACGGCAUCUUCCAGCUGCAGAGGAAGAUGCGCAGGACGAAGGUCACCAGGAUGUGGUAUCGGAAGUAA